Molecule: messenger RNA, 1791 nt
Organism: Clonostachys rhizophaga
Lineage: Eukaryota; Fungi; Ascomycota; Sordariomycetes; Hypocreales; Bionectriaceae
Source: the annotation of a GenBank genome assembly
AUGCUUGCACGCAAUAUCUUAAUCGGCCUCUCCGCCUUAACGGCUCUAGGAGCCGCAGAAGACCUACCAAUCCUAAAUCUACCUUGGGGAAAGUGGAAGGCCGAGGCACUGCCAAAUGAUCCAAAGAUUGCUGUCUACAGAAAUGUCCGCUUUGGAGCCCAGCCUGAGCGUUUCGGCGCUCCGUCAUACCCAAACUGGGAGGAUGAUUCCUUCCAGAAGCCCGAACACAACGUUAGCUGCUACCAAAUCAAUCCAUUCAAACUAAAGAACCCUCCCGAAGGCCCGGGUUCGGUUCUCGCUCCCAAAGAAAAGCUAUAUCAAACAGAAGACUGCCUAUUUCUCGAUAUAUAUGCACCCAAAGACGCUCUCGAGAAAGGAGAAAAGCUGCCUGUUGUUGUUUGGAUUUACGGCGGGGGCUACGCUUUCGGUUCCAAGACCCAGGGCGGCAGUAUGUACAGUGGUCAGUCUAUCAUAACGGCCUCCAAUUACAAUGCCAUUUUUAUCACUGGCAACUACCGCCUAGGUGCCCUGGGUUGGCUUGCUGGAAAUUACAUGGAGGAAAAUGGGCUGCCCAACGCAGGUCUAUAUGAUCAGGCCCUUCUAUUCGAGUGGGUUCAAGAGUAUGUUGACCAGGUGGCGGGCGACAAGGAAAAGGUCACUGCCUGGGGGGAGUCGGCUGGUGCCGGCUCCAUUCUUCAUCACCUAAUCCGCGAGGGUGGUCAAGUUAAUCCAACCUUCCGUAGCUUCUAUGCUGCAAGCCCCGGCCACCAAUGGGCUUGGAAUAAUUCCGCAAAUGGUACCCUGGACAUGAUAUAUCAGAAAUUCUCUGCUUUGGCUGGUUGCGGUUUGGAGAAAAACAUUACCUGUCUGCGAGAUAAGGAUAUCGAAGUUCUAGCUGAGGCCGACCAGAAACUCUAUGAGGAGGUCAGGCUAACUGGACUGUUCCCCAUCGGACCAUCAGUCGAUGGAAAAUGGAUUAAGGAGAUUAGCCCUAUUGCUAUUGCGAAAGGCAAUAUCUGGAAGAAGAUUGAUACAGCGCUGAUUACGCAUGUCGCGAACGAGGGACUCGUGUUCGCUCCUGACUAUGUGACAGAUGAAGAAGGAUACGAUUACUUCCUCAACCAGUUCCUUCCUGGCCCAGAACUAAAGACACAAAGGACGAAAAUCAAGGAGCAGUACGAUUGCAAAAAUUAUCCAAACGAACCCAAAUACUCGCUCUGCGUUGCCCAGAUCAUUGCUCACGCUGUAUUUAACUGCAAUGGUCGAGAUCUCUUUAAUACGUUUUCGGACAGGUCUUAUGUGAUGGAGUACUCUUUCCCUUUUGACGGGCUUACUAUCCAUGGAACUGACCUAAUCCCCCUGUUCAGCAACAAUUUGGAAGAGAUCUCGGAGGCAAUCCCUGACAUCCCUGAUAUUCCCGACUUACCUGACUGGAUUAAAUUAAUUCCUCCAGCCCUUCGAAUAGGCCUCGAGUACAAAGUCCGAAAGAAGCUCCAGUCCUACGCUGCUUCGUUUGCUGUGCACGGAGAUCCGAAUAGGCUCGAGGACGAGGAAAGGAUUUCCUGGCCCUUAGCUGACGGGAAAUCAGACCAGCUCAAGGAUGUUCUCCAAGUCAGAGGUCUCCUAGAUAAUCCCUUGGUACCGUGGGGACUUAUUCAGGACACUAAGAAUUCAAACAGCUCAUGCCAAUUCUGGACUGACCUUGCCGAGGACAUUAUCCAGUCUGAGAGUGCUAAUCGGGGAGAUGGGUACAUCGGUUCACAGAGUCCCCUAGGCUCUUUGGAGCUCUAG